Molecule: messenger RNA, 1651 nt
Organism: Brassica oleracea var. oleracea
Lineage: Eukaryota; Viridiplantae; Streptophyta; Magnoliopsida; Brassicales; Brassicaceae
Product: ATP-dependent helicase BRM-like
Exons: 4
Coding region: 177-668 (163 amino acids)
Source: RefSeq, a predicted model, not a curated record
AUGGAUAAGAAGACGAUCAGAUCGCCGUUUUUCUCUUCCGUCGGCUCUUCUUCUCUCCGUGUCUGCUUGGCGGGACUUGACAGUAACAAACUCUUAAAAAUUUAAGAUAUUUUGAUUCCUCGAAGAAAGUGCGUGCAUCUGGAGGCAGUGGCGGAGGCUACGCUCGGAAUCCGGGCAUGGGUCCGGCUGGUCGGACCAACUCCGCAUCAUCCGCGGCGUCUCCGACUUCUUCUUCUUCAUCCGUUCAACAGCAACAGCAGCAGCAGCUGGCGUCUAGGCAUCAGCAGCAGGUGAGAAACUCAGAGGCAAAUGAUGGCAUGUUUUCGUAUCAUGCUGGUGGGGUUCAGGGGAUGAUGGGAGGUGGCAACUUUGGUUCUUCGUCUGGCUCUAUGCAGCACCCUCAGCAACCUAGGAGAUUAUUUGACUCUCCUCAACCACAACCACAACAACAACAACAGGGUUCUUCCCAAGAGGGCCAGCAGAAUUUUAAUCCAAUGCAGCAAGCGUAUCUUCAGUUUGCUUUACAGGCACAGCAACAAAAAGCACAGCAGCAAGCUAGAAUGGGAAUGCUGGGUUCAUCUAAGGAUCAAGACGCACGGAUGGGUAUGUUGAACAUGCAAGGCACGAUGCCGCAGAUCCAGGCAUCUAAUCAGGCUCAGGCCUUCUAAUCCAUCUGCUGAACAAUUUACUCGCGGUGAAAGGCAGAUGGAAUCAGGUCCUCAACAAAGGAACGAGACAAAACCUCAUCCUCAGCAAGUUGGAACCGGACAACUAGUGCCUGGAAAUAUCAUUAGGCCUAUGCAGGCACCACAGGGUGUCAAUAAUAUGGGGACCAACCAACUCGCGCUUUCACAGCAGUAGCAGGUGAUGCAGGCAUGGGCGCGCGCGAGCGUAAUAUUGAUCUCUUGCAUCCUGCCAACGCCAGCCAAAUGAUGCACAUACUCCAGGCAAGAAUGGCUGCCCAACAGAAAGCUAACGAAGGCAGUGUGGGUUCACAGUCAGCAUCCCAGUGUCUAGCCAGCCAUCUUCAUCUUCAGGUGUUCCAGGGGAGAACUCACCUCGUCCCAGCUCUGCUGGUGAUAUCUCUGGGCAGUCAGGAUCAGGGAAGGCCAGACAUGCAAUAUCUACCAGCUCAUUUGCCUCGACUUCCUGUCCCAGAAUGAUGAACCCUGCUGCGAAUCCCUUCUCCGCCCAAGGGAGAGAUAAUCCACUGUAUCCUCGUCAUUUAGUUCAGCCUACAAGUGGGAUGCCCUCAGGAAAUUCCAUGCAGACGUCUGCAAAUGAGACACAUGUUUUGGAUCACAUUGCGUCUACAAAUAAAAGUUUAGGUUCUGCUGAGCAUUUGCAAAUGCAGCAGCCUAGGCAGCUGAAUGCACCCAGUCCAAAAGCUGCUCUAUCUGACGCUGGGUUAACCUAGUAAAUCUUCCCUUCAGAGUGGACGGGGGACCAAACAAGCACAGCAGCGAUCAGGAUUUACCAAACAACAACUCCAUGUUUUCAAAGCCCAGAUACUGGCAUUUCGUCGUUUGAAGAAAGGAGAAGGUUCUUUGCCUCGGGAGCUUUUUAAAUCUAUUGCUCCACCACCGCUUGAAGUACAGACGCAGUUCCUGUGAGAGUUCAUGUUCAGGAUAAAUCUUCAAAUAAAACUGUA